AUACAAACUCGAGCUAAUUGACACGAAUCAACCGAGGCACCCAAGGCCCACAUCAGCCUUUUCAGUCUCCACGUUUCCAAGUAGUUGCCAGGCCACUUGCUCGUCUACUCUGCUAUCAUUGGCGAUAGGUAGUGUCUGUCAUGCUGGGCCACUGGCAUGGACUUUCCCUAUCCGUAUCCACUAUCUUGAAGCUCACCGUUCUGCUUUACUCAUUGGAGUUCCAUGUUGCCAUUCUCUACCCGUCUGCAAUCUACUGAACGCCUCUUUGCUCGGCUUUGACAGGAAUGAAUACCACGGCCGAAAAGAAGUGUCGGCCAAGAGACAUUUUAUCAUUUUUAACAUGUACAUUGUCUUAGAUUAUUUGAUUAGAGAGACCAUUCGGAAUGAAAUUGAAAACCGGCCGCAUACAUUUUUGUGUUUCAUCGACACCGUGGAGCUGAAGGGGGGAUAUGUGCCUGACUUCUAGCAAUUUUUUUGCAGACAAAGAGAGCUACUGAGUACUGGUUAUAAAAGACAAAAGGGGCUUGGUCACUAUCCAUGGAAAAAGUGGGCAAGAUGUGGAGCAACCUGAGGAACCGAUGCCAGACCCUCUUCCACAGCGACGGUGCGGGACCCAGUACAGAGAACAGCGUGGUGGAAGAGGACAGUAUGCACUGUGUGGCGGACCUGGGACGGGGAGAAACUUCAGGCGAGGCCCAGGCAUCUCUGGCCUCCAGCCUUUCCCGAAGCCUCUUGCCGCUUCCCGGGGUUACUGGAGGGCGACGUCACAACUGUGUGUCGGACAUCGCCCAGAUGGUAGAGAGAACCACAGACAGAAAAGACAAUGAGGAAGCGAGGGUGGCUCCUUGGGGAGUCCCUAUGGGCCGGAGAGACUCGUACUCGCGCCAUGCACCUUGGGGGGGCAAGAAAAAACACUCAUGUUCCACUAAGACCCAGAGCUCCAUGGAUACAGACAGGUGGUCGGGACGCGCGCGCGGUGCCGCUGGGCGAAGGGAGCGUCGCUACGGGGUCAACUCCAUCCAGGAGAUGGAUGACUCUGGAGACGGGGGGCGUAGUCUGAGCACCCGCUCCCUGCGCCAGCGGCUUAGCGACACAGUGGGCCUGUGUCUCCCCCUUCCCCCCCGCCGCCGCUCCCUCUCCUCCUCCCCCCAAACCCCCACCAUCUCCAAGCGCAAGAUCCACCUGACAGAGCUGAUGCUGGAGACCUGUCCCUUCCCCCAGGGCUCGGACCUGGCCAACAAGUGGCACCUGAUCAAGCAGCACACAGCGCCUGCCAGCCCGCAUUCCUCCACGGCUCUGCUAGACGCCUUUGACCCGGCCCACCCCUCCCCCGAGGACGAGGAGGAGCGUCUGCGCGAACGCCGCAGGCUCAGCAUUGAGGAGGGAGUGGACCCCCCACCCAACGCCCAGAUCCACACCCUGGAGGCCUUGGCGCAGUGCUCCUCUCUGUACAAACUGGGACCAAAGAUGGCCCCUGGCAUUGCAGAGGCCUCUGGGGAGGGCACAAUGGCCAGCUGCUCAGGAGGGGCGGCUGGGUCGUCGGGCUCGUCGGUACAGGUGCUCGGAGGGGCUACAGCCCAGCUGGCUGACUGCGACUCGGAGGAGGACUCCACCACCCUUUGCCUGCAGGCCCUGAGGCCUAAGCUACGCCACACGUCCGGGGAUGGCCAUCUGAGCCGGAACCAGUCUGGGCCCUGGAAGGUGCACACCCAGAUCGACUACAUCCACUGCCUGGUGCCGGACCUGCUUCAGAUCACUGCGCUGCCCUGCUACUGGGGCGUGAUGGACCGCUACGAGGCAGAGGCUCUGCUGGAUGGCCGUCCUGAGGGCACCUUCUUGUUGCGCGACUCGGCCCAGGAGGACUACCUGUUCUCGGUCAGCUUCCGUCGCUACAACCGAUCGCUGCACGCCCGCAUCGAGCAGUGGAACCACAACUUCAGCUUCGACGCCCACGACCCCUGCGUGUUCCACUCGUCCACCGUCACGGGCCUACUGGAGCACUACAAGGACCCCAGCGCCUGCAUGUUCUUUGAGCCGCUACUCACGGCGCCUCUCCACCGGACCUUCCCCUCCGGCUUGCAGCACCUGGCCCGCGCCGCCAUCUGCCGCCGGACCACAUACGACGGCAUCGGCGCCCUGCCGCUGCCCCCGACCCUGCAGGACUUCCUCAAGGAGUAUCACUACAAACAGAAAGUGCGUGUGCGCUGGCUGGAGAGGGAGCCGCCACUCAAGGUCAAAUAGGGGAGCGGUAUCUGGCGGCCUGUGCGCUGCGGACGGAGUUGAAACAGAAAAAUCCCUGCCAAUCAGGAGAGGCCAUACUGAAUGAACAAAGCACUACUCAGUCAGGCAAGGAGGGGUAACUGGAGAAACAAAGAGUUAGGUGAAGUGAGCUAUCCAAGAUUCAUUCUAAUCUCGUUAUUGUUUUAGUUAUCAUUUUCAUCACUUGGGAUACAUAUGUAUCAUUAUAUUCAGUACAAUGCUGCCUGGCAAGCACACAUGGUUUUUAAUGUUGAACAGGUUCUGAAAGGGAGAGCACAAGCCUUCAUGCUUUGUGUCCCUCUCACCUCUUUCAUUCUGUCAAGUGUCUGCCUGAUCCCACAGCAUGAGCUGCCUGCAUGCCCUCUCACCCCCCCCCCCCCCAGUCUCUAUCUAGGCCCACAUGGUUAGCCUGCUAUGUUGUACAGUUCACUCGUGCUGUCUCUUUCCUUUUCCAUUUUCUUGAUCAAGUGACUAUACUGCCUGGCGGGCAUUGUUAGGCCUCAGGUGUAAUGUUAAUCAUCGCUCUCCUGGGGGGGCGUCCAAGGCCACGUCCAAGGGUGCUGCUGCUACAUCCUGCCUCCGUACACCUAUAGGGAGCAGGGCAUACACAGGAGUGGGUGUGGUUACAGCGACUCCUGGGCUUUUUGAUAUCCUCACUGUGAUUUCUCUAAGCAUGAAUCAUCGUCUCCCACCGCUACUGUGUUGCCACAGAAGUGCGGCUCUUAUAAUACUAACGAUAUUUGUCCUGGUUGUUUUCUCACGUCUGUCAGUGGCUCAAACUGGCAACAGAGCAGGCACUUUAACUUGGUCUGGUUUGUUUCUGGUCCUGCGUUCUGCCUUCAUGGUGUCACACUGUGCCAUCCUCAGGGUUAACUUGUUAUAAUUCAGGCCCAUUGUUAGGUCAACGAUUGAGCCCAAUGGUAGAGUGAAUGCCAAGAGUGUGUAAAUAUGUUAUCAAGGCAAAGGGUGGCUACUUUGAAGAAUCGCAAGUAUAAAAUGUAUUUAGAUUUGGUUACUACAUGUCGGCGACAGCCAUGCGGUCCAAGUAGGCAGCGGCAUGGGGAUUUUGUCUCCAGUCUCAAAAACCUGUCUGGGACAGCUAAAUUGUGGCCAAAAUUGUGUAGUGUACACCCAGCUUGACCUAACUAAACUGACCAAGUUUACUCAAACACCAUACUCUUACAUAAUUCUACCCAAAAACAAUGACAAUUUCUCUCACCCAGUGGCGUAUGGGCUAUUUAGGUAUGCGCUGAUGCCACCCAGUGAUAGGCAGUAGGCCUACCCAGUUUAUCAAAGGCAGGGGGCGCAAAAUAUUGUCCAUGCCCAGCGCGCUUCACCGGUGCAGUAUUCCACCAAUGUUCAGUCAAAAGAUUAUCCAACGUAAAUCAUGUAGCCUACCGUAGAAAGUGGUGUUUGCUGUAGCCUCCAUGCUGGAGAUAAAAUGUAUGUCAAUGUCGUGAGAAGGACACUUUACUUUAUGCAGGUUUCUCCGAUCAAAUAGCCAAACCUAAAUUGCGCACAAUCGCAUGAAAAACGAUCGUCGACGUAUGACAUGUUAACAAACAACAUUUACAAAAACGGGACGAGUCAAAGUCAAAUGGACAAUAUCUGGAAAGGAAAAUCAAGCUACUCACAGCUAAUGUUCAGGGAGUUUCACCCCUUAGGCUAAAUUGACAUGAUAAUCAGCGAUUUUCAAGUUUGUAUUCGUCCAUUUUUUUUCUUCCAUGAGCUGCAUCAUAGCGGGAAAAUAAAGACUUCUGCAUUUCCAGCUGUGUGAACACAUGGAUUCUCCUUGUAAAUAGGCUGAGGAUAACUCCUGAUGAUGUUGGGGUAGCUUAUUCAGAGCUUAAAUAGCCCAAAUGAUUAGUCACAGGAAUCAGGACUAAUAAUGCCAAUGCAACUGCCUGUUUUACAAACGGUAGGCCAACCACGUGGAUGGACAUUCAUAAAAUUCCGUUGCGGGCCAACAUUGUAAGGGAGGGCCUCAAUUUUUUUUUGGUCUCAUCUAGGGCGGCAAAAUGGCCAGGAAAGGGCCUGCUUCGCAUUCACUGCUAGCCAUGUCCUAUAAUAACCCAGCAUAUUGUGAGAAGUGGCAUCAGGAGGACAAAUACAACAAAGCGUAACCUAUGUGCUUUUCAUUAGAGCCUCCUGUUUGAAUCCAUACUUUUUAGGGACUUUUUUUAAUCUACUUUGAACUCUUGAGCCUGGCGCAUGGAAUACUCCAGCAGCACUUCCCAUUCAUGUAGCCCUUUAAAUGAGGGCGAGGAGGAAAACGAAUGAUGAAGAACAGGGGAUGACGCGUGAGCUCCGAGCUUGCUCUCUAAUGUUCAUUGGUGCACAUUUUGAUUAAAAAAAUAUAUAUAUAUUUUUCAAUUGAACUUAAUCAAUAACAUUUUGUCAAUCCGUUAGAAUAAUUAGCGGGCUUCACUUAUAAAACUCAUCGGGUUUAUUAGAUGUGACUAGAUGUGUGGGGCAAGGCAGCGUCAGGUCCCGGAGGACUUGGACACUGAACAAGCUUUCGAACUGUACACCUAUAGAGGCGCGCAUAGCCACGGGGUCUAUCAAAUCUAUGAAAAUUAGGAAGCCUACAGCUCACACGUUUAUGGAAAUAUCUGACAAUGUAUACUAAUAUAGCUCUUAACGAAUUACUAGAUGUGUGGGGCAAGGCAGCGUCAGGUCCCGGAGGACUUGGACACUGAACAAGCUUUCGAACUGUACACCUAUAGAGGCGCGCAUAGCCACGGGGUCUAUCAAAUCUAUGAAAAUUAGGAAGCCUACAGCUCACACGUUUAUGGAAAUAUCUGACAAUGUAUACUAAUAUAGCUCUUAACGAAUUAUCGUUGCGAUAUCAGUGAUCCUUUUUAUCCUGGUCAGAAAGGCAACUCUCAAAUCCCUUCUCUCUGAUUUGCAGGGAAGAUGUUUGUUUUAACUACCCGACACAAAUCAGGUGUGUGUGGAGGGUUAUCAGAGAGGAAGGACCGUGAAUGAUCAAAUGUGGAAUGAAUGCGUAGGAUUAGUUUAUUCAUGAGCAUCUGUGUCUGUGACCAAAGCGCUGUUAUUCAACGGUGAUGCACACAACCUGUAUUGUUGUCUAGGGCUCUUUUUAAAAUGACAAUACAGAAUUGUAUUUCAAAACUUAACAAACGUUUCAAUGGCAGCCAAUCAAAGCUUGGGGUGGAUACAGCAAUUCCAUGGUAACAGAAUUAAGAUGGCACUCGAUAUUUUUCACUAUUAAAAUCUAUACGAAACGAAAACUUUGAUUUCAAAGUUUAGUAAACCAUAUAACUCUCUGCACAAGGACUACUUUUAACAAUUUCCACAGAAAAUAUUUUGUAGGAAGAACUGUGCAGAUGUAAAGUUUGGUAACAGAAUAAAAACUGAGGGAGAUUAUACCAUAACUAUGUUACCUAACUUUAUCUGCAGUUUUUCCAGUAAAUAUAUAUAUAUAUAUUGUUUUUUUCUUGUGUUCAAUUCUUCAAAGUAGUCAUUGUGCAUAGAGUUGUAUGGUUUGUUAAAUCAAUGGUUUUUGUUUGGCAUACAUUUUAAAGUGAGUCUCAGCAUAAUUCAGUUACCGUGGAAUUGCCCAUAUCCCGAUAAUGCCUGAUUGGCUGAAGUCUACAGGACAUGCGCUGUUACCAGGUAGAAACAGAGACGAGCCCCCAACGCCUCACACCUCAGUCUUGGAACUGCUUUUAAUGACUUAACUCAAGUGUACUAAUGAAAGGUAAUGUGUUGUGUGUGUUAUGGUUUGGAGGCAGAAGGGCAGGAAAGUGUUUAAUUGUUAAGGGUCGAUUAGUAUAAUGAUCAAAUCAACAAUGUUUUUUUAUAUAUACAGUGGGGCAAAGUAUUUAGUCAGCCACCAAUUGUGCAAGUUCUCCCACUUAAAAAGAUGAGAG
Molecule: messenger RNA, 6155 nt
Organism: Oncorhynchus kisutch (coho salmon)
Lineage: Eukaryota; Metazoa; Chordata; Actinopteri; Salmoniformes; Salmonidae
Product: suppressor of cytokine signaling 5-like
Exons: 2
Coding region: 538-2241 (567 amino acids)
Biological process (GO): phosphatidylinositol phosphate biosynthetic process; intracellular signal transduction
Cellular component (GO): phosphatidylinositol 3-kinase complex
Molecular function (GO): 1-phosphatidylinositol-3-kinase regulator activity
Source: RefSeq, a predicted model, not a curated record